Molecule: messenger RNA, 633 nt
Organism: Macrosiphum euphorbiae (potato aphid)
Lineage: Eukaryota; Metazoa; Arthropoda; Insecta; Hemiptera; Aphididae
Source: the annotation of a GenBank genome assembly
AUGAACAAUGUUUUUGUUGUGCCUAUCGCUCUUAAAAUAGUUCGACUUGGUUUCAAGGAUAUAUCAAUACGUUGCCAAUCAUCAAAACAAAAUUUGUCUUCAUACUAUGACACAUUGAACCUGAAACCAGGAUGUACAAAAAAAGAAAUACGUAACUCAUUUAUUAAAUUAUCUAAAUUGAACCAUCCAGAUGUCUGUGGUCCUUCUUCUAAUAAUAGAUUUGUACGUAUAAAUGAAGCAUAUAAUGUAUUAAUAGAUGAAAAUAAGAAAAAGUUAUAUGAUGAAACAUUGGUAUACACUAAGAAUAGUAAUCCAAUCUAUUAUCAUUACCGGGAACGUCAAAAUAGUGAAAAUUGGAAAGAUGUAUACAAUAAUCCAAAAAACCAUUGGCUAGCAUCAAAUAUUGCUAUUGCAGGUGUCUGUCUUUCUAUACUAGUUGUUGGAUCCAAUAUUCGAUAUAAGGGUAUGAAAAAAUCUGCCUCAAUGCGAAGUUUAUUGAUGGAUGAAUCUGAUGAACGUUUGUCCUUUUUAGAAGAACAAAAAUUAAUGAAAAUUGAUAAAACCAAUGAUGAGCUUAUAAAACUGUUUGAACAAAAUAUUGCAAAAGAAUAUGGUCGUGUCGUAAAAAAAUAA